Messenger RNA from Sceloporus undulatus (fence lizard), 5082 nucleotides. It is a transcript of the gene ATL3, whose product is annotated as atlastin GTPase 3. NCBI's taxonomy places the organism in Eukaryota, Metazoa, Chordata, Lepidosauria, Squamata, Phrynosomatidae. Gene Ontology annotation, biological process: protein homooligomerization; endoplasmic reticulum organization. The coding region runs from base 140 to 1714 and encodes 524 amino acids. The record is from RefSeq and is a predicted model, not a curated record. The transcript is spliced from 13 exons. Gene Ontology annotation, molecular function: GTPase activity; GTP binding.
CUCUGCCCCUGCUUCAUACUCCUCCUGUGUCUGAGAUGGGACGGGAAGAAGGCGGGCGCCGCUCCUCCUCCAGUUUUCUUCGGCUGCUGCGGCGGUAGCUGCGAAAGGCGUCAAGCUGGAGGCGGCCGGUGGAGAUGCCAUGUUGGACACAAAGGCAGGCCCAGUGCAGAUUGUGCUUGUGCACAAAGCAGAGCACUCCUUUGAGCUAGAUGAAAAGGCGCUGAGCCGCGUCCUGCUGCAGGAUGCCAUCCGGGACCUGGACGUGGUGGUGGUGUCGGUGGCUGGCGCCUUCCGUAAGGGCAAAUCUUUCCUCCUCGACUUCCUGCUGCGUUACCUUUACACACAGAAAGAAGGAGGAACCACCGACUGGCUGGGCAGCAAUGAUGAACCUUUGACUGGCUUCUCCUGGCGUGGCGGCUCCGACCCCGAUACCACCGGCAUCCAGAUCUGGAGUGAAGUGUUCAUUGUGGAAAAACCAAGCGGGAAGAAGGUGGCAGUGGUUCUGAUGGACACUCAGGGAGCCUUUGACAGUCAGUCAACAGUCAAGGACUGUGCCACCAUCUUUGCACUCAGCACCAUGACAAGUUCUGUACAAAUAUACAACCUGUCCCAGAACAUCCAGGAAGAUGACCUCCAGCAGCUGCAGCUCUUCACUGAGUAUGGGCGUUUGGCCAUGGAUGAGAUAUUCCUCAAGCCAUUCCAGACCCUGAUGUUCUUGGUCCGUGACUGGAGCUUCCCUUAUGAGUAUCCAUAUGGUCUGAAUGGAGGCAUGAGGUUCCUGGAUAAACGGUUGGAGGUAAAAUCUCAUCAGCAUGAGGAGAUCCAAAAUGUCCGCAAACACAUCCAUUCCUGCUUCACUAAGGUCAACUGUUUUCUCCUGCCGCACCCAGGCCUCAAGGUGGCCACCAGCCCAAAUUUUGAUGGACGCCUGCAUGACAUUGCAGAUGAAUUCAAAGAUCAGCUGAAGCAGUUGAUCCCGUUUGUGUUGGAUCCAAGCCAGCUCUUGGAGAAGGAGAUCAAUGGUUCCAAAGUUACCUGUCGGGGUUUGCUGGAGUACUUCAGGGCUUACAUCAAGAUCUACCAGGGGGAAGACCUGCCUCAUCCCAAGUCCAUGUUGUUGGCCACCGCUGAAGCCAACAACUUGGCUGCCGUCGCUUCAGCCAAGGAUCUUUAUUACACCAACAUGGAGAAGCUCUGUGGUGGGGACAAGCCUUAUGUCGCACCGGAGUUGCUGGAGGAGAAGCAUCGUGUGCAGAGUGCUUUGGCUGUGGAGCAUUUCCAGCGCAUUAAGAAGAUGGGAGGCAGGGAGUUCAGCCAGCGCUAUGAGGACGAGCUGGUGAAGGAGCUGAAUGAGCUAUUCCAGGACCUUGCCAAGCACAACCAGAGCAAGAAUAUCUUCAGCACCUUCCGGACACCUGGCAUCAUCUUCAGCCUCAUUGUCUCACUUUACUUGGGCUCUGGCAUCACAGAUUAUGUCGGGCUCAAUUUUCUCGCCCAGAUCUGUAACCUCAUAGUGGGGCUGUUGCUGCUCUCCCUCGCGGCCUGGGCUUACAUCCGCUAUUCUGGCCAGUACCGUGAACUGGGGGUCGUCAUUGACACCACUGCUGAGUUUCUGUUGCAAAGGGCCACCAACCGCACAAAUAGUUCCACCCAGGUUGCAGAAACCAGCCGGCAACCGGCAGGAAGGGUUUUGGAGGACAAGAAAAACAAGUGAGGGCUGAAUCCGAAAGGUCCAAACUGCAGCUGAAGCGGAUGCCUCGCUACAGCUUGCGAAUCCAGGAAUCGCUUGCAGGGCUUCUAGAGAGCAGCUCCAAGCUCUGGAUAUCCCUUUGCUUACAGUUAAUCUUCCUUUUUUAUAUUUUUAAGACCAGCCUUCAUACAUUUUUAUUGCUUCAUUUUUUAAAAAUUUUUUUGCACUUUAACAAAAGGAAAAAAAGAAAAAGAAAACAGCUUUAAGUUCUUUCUGUACCAGUUAGUGCCUUUCUCGAAAAGAGGGGGGGAAACCCUACAAACAUUACACUGUGUGCUGAUCUCGUUCCUUCAGCUACCUGCUCUUUUCUGGAUGCUUGUCAACAAUGAUGCCAGUUAGUAAAAUGGAUGGUUCAGUUUGCUGGGGCCUUUUGCCGAUGGAGCUCUUUCUCUUGAGGAACUUUUUCCUUGACGUGGAAGAUGAUGGAAAGCAUUUUAGUAUCUGCUGGGUCCAAUCGAAAGGAAAAGAAAAGCAACCCCCGUGUUCCUUUGCAAACCUUUUUGUGCCUUUUGUGAAGCUGAGCAGCACCCUUGUAUUUCUGGCUGGACAGAGAGCCUUGUAUGGCUAGCUACUUGCCUUACAGACCAAUCCCAGUCAGUUUGAGUUGCAGAGUCUGACCAUAUUGAACAUCUGAUCCCUCCUUCCUUGCUUGCAGUUGUCUCCAUGCAUUCCUUGGAUUGUUCCCAUUCUGAGUUCUGGUUUGUUUUCUAGACUGCACUUAAUUCUCUCAUGAUGUAAACACUAUGGACCCUCAUUUAGCCUUCAGAUGCAGGAUACCAUCCAUUUUCCUUGGCUGUGGGGAAGGAAAUAACAGUGUGGGAGGCAGGGUGCUUUUAGAGUAAUUUAACGCUUGGAGAACAUAAGCCAGGAUCAGAAACAUGUGACUCCAGAUGUUGGAUUUCAGUUCCUCAUCACUAGUUAUGCUGAUGGGAUUUGCAGUCCAAGAACAUCUGGAGGGGCUCAUAAGCACCACAACUGUUUUCAAUUGGAAAUCUGGGAAUGUGUGUUGGUCAGGUGUAAGGAAGUGGCAGUUAGAUUACCCCUGAACCGUUCUGGUCUCUGUCCCACAUCGGCCACUGACAUUAGCUCACCCCACACCAACAUUAAUUUUCUCUUCUCCCUGCAAAAAGGAGUGCAGAAGUCCAUAUGUUCCUUUGCACAAAAAAUGCCGCUGCCAAGGCCAGUCUGGGACUGGAAAUAAUAGGGGUAUUUGACUCCAUCCCACUCACAUUUCCAGUUGAGGGUGGACACAAGGAUCCUGCUGUGAGAUGGGAGAGACCAGGGGCCGUUUCCUUGCAUUUUCCUCCUUUCAUUUGCUUCUGCUGCUGCAAAAAAUGGUGGCCAUAGAGGGGUGAAGAGACAUACUAUCUAGUCAAUGGGCAGAGAUGUCAGGCUAAAUUCUAUUUAGGGAAUUGUGAACAAGUGUAGGAAAUGCAUUCCCCUGGAGUGGGAAAAGGAGUCUCACCUGGCUGGGUUAGCAUUCCACAUAUAUUCCUGGAUAGGAUGAUGGAACAGGACCUUCCAAUUCUGUGUUUCAGGUUGAAAGCAAUCCAUUCUAACUCCUGCUAGUCUUCUGCUUUGCCUCACUUCCGUAAUUCACCAAAACAAGCUUACCAUCUCCGCCAUGAUGGUUAGCAACCCUUAGUCUGUAGGAACCUGUUUUGGGGAGGCUGCUGGGAAUGUUGGGUCUGGUGCUUCUUCUGAGGCCUAUUUCUUAAUCCUUGCUCUGAAACAUGUGCUGUACCAAAAAACCCAAAUAUUGUUAUCCUUUGUACAUCAAAUUCUCCUUGUCACUGCUAUCUUUCCUGGGCCACUUAAUAGCUUUUGCUCCAUCUUGAUCUUUCCUUUGCUGUUUUUCUCUUCCUUUUCACCUAAAUAAUUGUCCAUUCUUUCUGAUACAUAAGCACAAGACAAACUUGAAUCUGCUUUAUUUAGACCAAUUGAGUUGAGGGGUGCAUGGGAGGGGAGGAACAUGGAGUGGGCAUGGUGCAACUGACAUUCCUUCUGCCCUAUAGAUUGUGGCAACUGACCCCUUACGGUUCCUGCUUUUGUUCCAUGGCAAUUCCCCUUUCAUGCUGGAGGCUUUCACAGCACAUACAUUGGCUUCUGUUUAUAUGGACAGCUACUGCGUAAUCUACAAGGUUAUGGAGUAGUAAAGCCAUCAGUGUGACGUUGUCCCUCUUGUGUAGCUUAUGGGAAGAGUGGUUGGCUUGUGAGAAUGGAGUCCCAUCUCGUAAAGGCAUUUUGGAUAUUAUUCCUCUAGCUUUCAGGGCAUCUUCUCAACCAGUGGUUCUUAAACGUUGGUCCUCCAGAUGUUUUGGAGUUCAGCUCUGAGAAAUCCUAUUCCUUGCCUAGCGGACUAUGGCUUCUGGGAAAUGAGGUCCAAAACACCUGGAGGACCAAAGUUUGGGAAUCAGUAUGCUAGACAACUCUUUGUCUAUGUUGUAUGUUAUCUCUGCUCCUUCUGUAACCUUGUGCCAUCCAGGUGUAUUGGUAUACAACUCCAGAUGUCAUCUUGGCUGUGGACGAUGUGGGCUGUAGUCUCGCACAUCUAGAGAGCACUUGGUUGAGAAGAAAUGUAUGAGUUGUUCAUCCCAUCUUCAGUCUGCUGUUAUAACCCUUUUGAAGGAUUUUUCAAGGAGAUAAGCAUGUACUGUAAUGUGCUUGUGCCCCUCCUCGUCUGUUACUAGUGCUUGUAAGCUACCCCAGCGACAUCAAAACUGACUGUGGAAUUCAUUUCCAUUCCACCCCACACUUUCCGCAUCCGCGUAAGGUAUGGAGUCAGCCUUGUAUUCCUUGUACAAACAGAUAUGUGUACGUUGCAGAUAUUUCCCUUUUUUGCACUCUUUACUGUUUGGCAAGAUGUCCCUCUAUGCAUUCCUGCAUGCCUUGAAAUUAGUUUGAAACUUGAAUUACCUUUGAAAGGUAUAGAUUCUUAUGAGGCGUGCCUUUUCAAUGUAUACGUUCUCCAGAGAGGGAGGGAAUCAUUACACUCAGAUUGGGCACCUGCUUUUAUUUUUCCAUUCCAAGAAAUAAUAAUAGUCAUUUGUGAGAGGAUAAGGGAAACGGGACCGAUGUAUGUGUUUAGAUAGGCAAGUUGUACUGGCACUUUUCUUGCUGUUGGGAGCCUUGCUUCCCUUCUUCCCUCCCUGUUUUACGAACUCUCUCCACAAUUUUCUUAGUCGUAUUUUAAAUGUUUCUGCUGGGAACCAACGCUAUGGGGAUAUAGAUGCCAAAUUGUAUUUAUACAUUGCAAAGAGCGAAACAGAAAAACAGAACAAGAUUUCCAUUUUUGCAACUACAAAAAUAAAGACUAAGAUACUGAAACAUUA